Molecule: messenger RNA, 4461 nt
Organism: Brassica rapa (field mustard)
Lineage: Eukaryota; Viridiplantae; Streptophyta; Magnoliopsida; Brassicales; Brassicaceae
Product: protein EXPORTIN 1B
Biological process (GO): ribosomal large subunit export from nucleus; protein export from nucleus; ribosomal small subunit export from nucleus
Cellular component (GO): nucleus; cytoplasm
Molecular function (GO): small GTPase binding; nuclear export signal receptor activity
Source: RefSeq, a predicted model, not a curated record
UGUUUUUAAAUCAUACCAAAGAGGUAUGUCAAAAUAAAUAAAAUCAUACCAAAGAGGGAUGUCAAACAAAUAAAAUCAUACCAAGGAGGGAUGUCAAACAAAUAAAAUCAUACCAUAGAGGGAUGUAUGUAUUCAAAUUCAAGGGUGAGAAUAUGCAUAUCCACCUACUUUUCUUUAAAAAACUUAUGUCAAUUUUAGUUAAUUUUAAGCACUAAUCUUUUUUAUGGAUCCACUACAUUUUGUGAUUGUGCCCUCAAUAUCUUAGGUGAUUCAAUCAAUUAAUUUAAAAUAGAUAAACAAAACGUAAAAUAUGGAAAAGUUAAACAUAUAACAAAUUAAAAAAUAACAGCCAAUUUACUUAUAUUUUUGUCUAGAUUUACUUAUGUUUUUAUAGCUUUUCACUAAAAACUCACUAAAAUGACAACAAUAGUAUACGCAUUUUUAAAUAGUAGUUUAAUAUAAAGAGAAAAAUACUAUAACUAAUAACAUUGUUUAUUACAUACAAAAAUUAUGAAAGAAUACCAUAUAAUGUUUAAAUAGUCUAAAUAAUUUAUUAUCUUUUAUCAGUUAAACAAUAUAAAGAAAUAUAUUUUUGCUUAUUGUGCCAGCAAAGAUGUAGAAAUAAUGUGUCAAUAUGCAAUACUAUUUAUUGACUUAUUUAGUUAUUUUACAUGAAUGCAUUGUAUUUUAUUAUAAACUUCCAUAUAAUCCAUGUUUAUCUUUUGAAUGCCACAUAUAUAAAUAGAAAAAUCAAAUAUUACAAAAAAUAACAAGAAAACAAAAAAAUAAUCUAGAAAUAAUGUAUACAUAUAUGGUACCAUAUAUUGACUUAUUUAGUUAUUUUAUAUGAAUGCAUUGUAUUCUAUCAUAAACAUUCCUUAUAAUUUCAUGUAAAUCUUUGAAUUCCAUAUAUAUAUAUAAACAUAUAUAUAUAUUCAGCAAAUACCAUAUAUAUAAAUAUAUAAAAUAAUAAGAAAAAUAAAAAAAAAUCUAUACAAAUAUGUUUUCCUUCACAUUUUCCCUCACUUAAGCAUUUUCUGUACGUCUCUUGGCCUCCAUAUAUUCAGUCUCGUGUGGAGUCUCUCUUUUGUUUUGUUUUGCGCAUAUUCCCAACCAUGGCUGCUGAGAGGUUAAGGGACUUGAGUAAGCCUAUGGACGUCGCUUUACUCGAUUCCACCGUUGACGUCUUUUACGCUACAGGAUCUAAGGAAGAAAGAGCUGCUGCGGAUAAUAUCUUACGGGAUUUGAAAGCUAAUCCUGAUACUUGGCUUCAAGUGACUCACAUCCUGCAGAACACCAGGAGUACGCAUACCAAGUAUUUUGCCCUUCAGGUGCUAGAAGGUGUUAUCAAAUAUAGGUGGAAGGCAUUACCAGUUGUACAACGUGAUGGAAUGAAAAUUUACAUCUCUGACGUCAUUGUGGAGCUUUCAAAGAACGAAGCAUCUUUCAGAUCGGAAAGGCUUUAUAUCAACAAGUUAAAUCUCAUCUUGGUUCAGAUCUUGAAACAUGAAUGGCCGGCGAACUGGAGAAGCUUUAUACCUGAUCUAGUUAAUGCUGCUAAAACCAGCGAAUCUAUCUGUGAGAAUAGCAUGGCUAUUUUGAAACUCCUAAGUGAAGAGAUCUUUAAUUUCUCAAGGGGAGAGAUGAUUCAGAGAAAGAUAAACGAUCUGAAAGAGUCUCUAAACAGCGAGUUUAAACUCAUUCACGAGCUAUGUCUAUAUGUUCUCUCAGCUUCCAAAAGACCAGCACUUAUACGUGCAACGCUAUCUGCAUUGCAUGCCUAUCUUUCUUGGAUUCCGCUUUCGUAUAUUUUCCAGUCACCUUUGAUGGAAAACCUCCUUAAGUUCUUCCCUGUGCCGGCAUAUAGGGAUCUCACUCUUCAAUGUCUGUCAAAGGUUGCGGCACUUAAAUAUGAAGAGCACUACAGAAACCAAGUUGUCCAAAUGUACAUGAUUUUCAUGAAACAUUUGGAGGGAAUGCUUCCUUUUAAUAUUAAUAUCCCAGAGGCAUAUUCAGCUGGAAGUACUGAAGAACAGGCUUUUAUCCAGAACUUGGCACUGUUUUUCACUUCGUUUUUCAAGCUACAUAUAAAUAUCCUAGAAACUACAUCCGAAACUAUUCCCUUCCUACUUGCUGGUCUGGAAUAUCUCAUUAAAAUAUCAUAUGUUGAUGACACAGAAGUGUUCAAGGUUUGUUGUGACUACUGGCAUUUACUAGUUUCGGAGUUGUUUACAUCAGGUCAACGAGUAAGUCACCCCUGCACUAACUCCAUAGGAUUCCAAAUGUGGCUUCCUCCUACGGUUGGGAGCAUCGAACCUGAGAUCACAACACCAAAAAUACUUUACUCUGAUCAACUAUCAAAAUUAAGGGGGCUCAUGAUUACUCGCAUGGCUAAGCCUGAAGAAGUGCUAAUUGUUGAAGAUGAAAAUGGGAACAUUGUCCGCGAAACUAUGAAGGAUAGUGAUGUUCUUCUCCAGUAUAAGAUAAUGCGGGAGACAUUGAUCUUCCUCACACACUUUGAUCAUGAUGACACUGAAAGACAGAUGUUGAGUAAGCUAAGCAAACAGAUAAACAAAGAAGAAUGGACAUGGAAUAAUCUGAACACUUUGUGCUGGGCUAUUGGGUCUAUUUCUGGUUCCAUGGAUGUAGCAAAUGAAGACAGAUUUCUAGUGAAGGUUAUUCGGGCUUUAUUAAGUUUCAGUGGAAUCAUGAAGGGAAAUGACAAUAAAGAUGUUAUCGCGAGCAACAUCAUGUAUGUUUUUGGACAGUAUCCAAGAUUCUUAAAGGGCAAUUGGCAGUAUAUGAUGGUGAUUGUUAAGAAGUUGUUUGACUUCAUGCAUUCGACUCAACCGGGUGUUAAGGACAUGGCUUGUGAUACAUUCUUAAAGAUUGCUCAGCAAUGCAAACACAUAUUCCUUGUUGUUCAGGUUGGAAAACAGGAGCCAUUUGUAUCUGAACUUCUAGAAAGCCUGACUACAACUAUUAGACAUCUUGAGCCUCAUCAAAUUCAAACUUUUUAUGAAUCUGUUGCUUGUAUAAUCCAGGCUGAAUCAAAUCCUCAGAAAAUAGGUGAAUACAUCGAGAGGUUGAUGGCACUACCUAAUCAGAGAUGGGCAGAGAUUAUAGUAGAAGCACGUCAGAAUGUUGAUUCCCUUAUUGACCCUGAUGUGAUACAUGAUGUGCUUACUAUCCUCCAAACAAAUACAAGAGUUUCAGCUUCAGUGGGAAAAUACUUCUUAUCUCAAAUUUCAUUGAUCUUCUUGAAUACUCUGAAUAUUUACAAGAUGUACAGUGAACUCGUGUCAAGCAGCAUUGGUGAUAGUGGCCCGUGUGCUUCAAGGAUAUCUGUGAUUAAGCUUCUAAGGUCUGUUAAGAGAGAAAUCCUGAACCUGAUAAAAACGUUUCUAGACAAAAAUGAAAAAAAUCCAUACAUUGGCAAACAUUUUGUUCCACCAAUUAUGAAUAUUAUACUUGCUGACUAUGCAAGAAAUGUUCCUGAUGCAAGGGAAUCAGAAGUUUUAUCACUCUUUGAGACAAUAAUAAACCAGUACAAGUUUGCAAUGCAAGAUGAUGUGCCUCGCAUUUUUGAAUCUGUUUUCCAUUGCACUUUGGAGAUGAUCACUAAGAAUUUUGAAGAUUAUCCAGAACACCGGCUCAAGUUUUUCUUGUUACUCCGUGCCAUUGCUACAUCUUGUUUCCGUGCAUUGCUACAGUUGUCAAGUGAGCAACUGAAGCUAGUCAUGGACUCGGUUAUCUGGGCGUUUAGGCAUACCGAAAGAAACAUCGCUGAAACCGGACUUAAACUCUUACUUGUGUUGCUGAAAAAGUUUCAGAAAUCUGCUUUCUCUAACCAAUUCUACCGGACAUACUUUAUGCAAAUUGAGCAAGAAAUUAUUGCCGUGUUGACCGAUACCUUUCACAAGCCAGAGUUCUAUUGGCAUGUGUUCGUGCUACAGCGUCUAUUUCAACUGGUGGAGAGCGGUGCUUUAACCGAACCUCUGUGGGAUGCUUCAACGGUGCCUCAACAGUAUCCAAACAAUGCCGCCUUUGUUUGUGCACACACAACCAAUCUUCUAAGCUCGUCAUUCCCCAACAUAAGUGUACCAGAGGUGACAGAAUUUGUGAAAGGACUUUAUGAGUUGAGAGAUCACCCUGUUCCAUUUAAGAAUAACGUACGAGACUUCCUUAUACGGUCCAAAGAAUUUUCUGCUCAGGAUAACAAAGAUUUAUAUGCUGGACCUAUUGCUUCCGACGAGAAUCCAGAUGAGAUGAGUGAUUCUUAAAAAUAUUUUAUUUUCAUAGCAAAGUCUUUUCAAACAAUGUCUCUCUUUGUAGAGCUUCGUAAUAAAGAACAGAGAAGUGUGGGAUUUUAUUUCUUAUAUUAUCUUGGAUGAUUUGGUUUUCUAGUAUCAAUAAAACCUUUUAGAGGAUUUUAUUAAUAAAUAAAAAUUAUCUACCUUA